Messenger RNA from Clonostachys rhizophaga, 708 nucleotides. Lineage: Eukaryota; Fungi; Ascomycota; Sordariomycetes; Hypocreales; Bionectriaceae. The record is from the annotation of a GenBank genome assembly.
AUGUCCUCAGUAGCCAGUGCAUCUGUCGACGCCGGGCCCCGUCCCAUCGAUCCAAUUGUUCUCCAGAUUGGCGAGAAGAAGUUCUACACAACCAGGCAGACAAUCGCCGAGAGCUCCGUCCUCAGCUCCCUGGUUCAUCUCCGGGACCCGGACCCCGAGAAACCCUACUUCGUGGACGCCGAUCCCGCUCUCUUCGAGCACAUCCUCCGCUACCUGCGGACCGGCAUCUUCCCGCUCCUGCAUGACGUGGAAAAGGGCCACGACAUCCCGCUGUACCACGCCCUCCAGCACCAGGCCGAGUUCUACCAGAUCGAGAGGCUGGCCAACUGGAUCCUCGCCAGGGCGUACCUCGACGCCGUGUCGACCAAGACCUGGCCCAAGUCCGUCACCCUGCACGGCGAGCAGCAGCUGGCCCACAUCGACGAGAUGAUCAAGGCGGCGGGCAGGACGUUCAAGAUCCUCAGGAUCGACCAGUCCAGGGCCAAGGCCUUCCAGUGCCCGAACCGCAACUGGAGGCAUGACGGUCUGCGCAGCGUCUGCAUCAACUCCAGGUGUCUGCCCCCCCAGAGGGCCAGUUAUCCUCUUACGGUCGAGAUGCAGGUUUUUAAAGUUGACUUGGUCAUUCUUGAGGUCCGGAUACAUCAAGAGCUCGUUAUGCCCGUCAGUGAGCAGCCUGCUCUCCCACCACCGUAUCAAAACACCCAAUAG